UCCAAACUCAAUCGAGGCCUAUCUUCAACAAAUGCCCCCAGAAUCGAUCCACAAAGCCACGCAGUGCAAGCGGUCAGCUCUCGAGGCUUGUAAAAGCCGUGUUUAGUGAUCCUCGUCACAGUGCCGAGUCAGAAGGAUGCAGUGAGCAAUCGCAAGCCAAGCUUCGUUUCACUGCGAGCUCCCCCUCUUCACUGGUGAGCUCAUCCUUGUCGCUUACCUGUGUUUGUUGAGAUAGAUACAUGUCUACCUGUUAUGGCGGCACUUUUUUUUUGCCGCACUUUGUAACGGUCGCGGCGGGAACUUCUGCGCCUAUCUUUCUGCAUGGUUCGAAGGACGGGAUUUACGGAAGUGCCUUUUACUCGUACGGACGUAAGACAUCUCUCAUGCAACAGAAGUGGCGUCUCCGCGUCGGCACCGCCAGACGAACCUUUUUGGGAGUAUUUCCCAACCACCGUGCCUCCGUCACUAUCUUCCGACCACUUGGGUUCAAGCCAGGACGAGAACUGCGCAUAGUCGAUGCAGCCGCGCCCACCUGGGGUGGCACUGGCUCCCCACACCGAAUGCCGCGUUUAAUUCUCACCAAACCUUAGAAUGCAGCAAGGCAGGUGGAAACAUGCAGGCUGCUGGCAGGAUUGCCGCUUCCUGCGUCAGC
Messenger RNA from Colletotrichum godetiae, 652 nucleotides. RefSeq lists its product as uncharacterized. Bases 240 to 590 code for a protein of 116 amino acids. The transcript has a single exon. Lineage: Eukaryota; Fungi; Ascomycota; Sordariomycetes; Glomerellales; Glomerellaceae. The record is from RefSeq and is a predicted model, not a curated record.